CAAUGUCUAACUUCGACCUCUGAACGGCACGUUCAGGCUCGCAUUGUGUUGGUCAUCUACAAGUGAGUAAGUCACAUCGGUAUUUUACUAGUGACCACAUCAUGCGAAACUUUCGGUCAAGUCAAGGUGAUACGCAUUCCCGAGUCAAUUUCGGGGAGGAAGACUGUUCAAAUUAGAAGCUGGCUAUAGCGACAAAACGUUUCUUCCUCGUAAACUACUUGUAGUUGACUCACGCGUCAAGUUUGAAGCGUGUUUCUACCCGACAAGUGACGCGACCGGUCCCUCAACACUCGAGAUCAGAUACGAUGUCCAGAUCCUCAAUCGUGCAAGGCGACCGUCCUGCUGUUCCUGAGUGUCUAUCAUGGUCUCACGAUGGUAUGCUAGCUGUUGCAAUAAGAGACCAUGUAGACGUUUAUAUACCGCGACAUGGCCGAGUACAGCCUCGAAGUGAAGAUUCAGUCACUGGAGAAUUCAAAGAUUGGCACAGAGUCCAGUUCCGGGUUAAUCUUUGGGCGUUUGAAGAGCUCCCGCGCAUGAGAAUCACGUCGAGCAAGAUCUUGUCGGUUGGAGAAGAGCAAUCAGAGAGUGAGAUCGCUGUUAUGAAAUGGUCACUACCCGGUCUUGCACAGUAUAGCCGAUGCGCGCUUGCGAUCUUGACAACGAAUCUACGGCUCUCGCUCUGGGCUCCACUUGGAGACCCGCGCAAGUCAUCAUGCUGGACACGUGUAUUAGUCUUGAACACAGCCAUGGAAAGGUAUCUCUCACUUCCAGCACCAAUCACAGAUGGUCCAACAGUCGAUGAAACUUUGCCUCGCCUGCGUGGUCGGAUCCGUCAAUUUGCUUGGGCAUGUCCAACGCGAGUGCCAACUGCAUCAGAUAUAGGCUCAUGGAGCGCACACCUCCUGAUGGCUGCAAAUGAAAAUAAUGAAGUUUUUAUCAUGAACGUAAAAACCACCAAAGAUACUUGUCAAUCUCUUCGCUGGUCGGUGGAGGUGAUGGAGCACUUCACCAUAGCAACCAAGAAUAAGGAUAAAGGCCCAGAAGACUCACUGAAACUGAAUGAGAGCUACCGCAGAAAAUCCUAUGCGAAAGAUCUCGCAUGGAGCCCGUGGUAUUCACAAGAAGGAAUAUUGACGUCAACAAUCGCAUACACUGCGCAAUGUCAGCUUCAGUUUAGGCAGGUACAGCUGAUAGAACGUGAUGAUCACCGAACAACCCUACAACUGAGUUCUAAUAAGGCCGUGCACAAGUAUCCUGUCAGGCGUGAGGGUAGAUCUUGGUCCCCACUCAUCUGGCUACCAAAGAUCACUGCACAGCAAAGCCUGACACUGCUCGCGUUCUCCAUGGAUGGUGUUACAAGCAUUGAGAUGGACCUCGUCAACGACUCAUACUGGAAGGUCUCGGAAAGGAGUCUCGGAGGUAGACUCGAUGCAGUUACCGGGGUCGCAUUGACACCGCCUGAGAUCUUACCAGUACGUUUGUAUGCAACUACUCUUAUGUCGACUGCAGGGGAAGCACCAUUGCAAUUCGUGUUGCCUAUGGAUUCGAAACAACCAGAAAGCUUGCCGAAUUGGCAAGAGCAGAUUCGUGAGCAGCGGAAACUUUUUGGCGUGUUGCAUGAAUUGGGGGACCGAGUUGCGAUCAGGACUUGGGGCCUCACUCAUUCCCCUCUGGGAGAUCUGGUUGUCACCUGUUGUAGUCUGCAUCCAUCAGAUGUGGUCGAGUACAAGAUAACCCACCAGAUGGAAUACGUACUUACGAUUAGCUCAGUAUUGGAACAAGUAGACUCAUUCUCUUUGUCACAAUCGUUCGGUCAUACGUGGGCAGAAGACAUAAGCAUAGAAGCUCUUGCAUAUAGUAUCAAGAGGUGGCUCUUCAAUCAACCUGACUCUGUAGAGAAGGUCGCGACAUUGAGAGACCAAAUAUUACAGGAGCUCUUGAGAAUGUUUGACUGGCAAAUGAAACAGACAGACAGAAUGAUUCACGAUCAUAUGAAUGAACAUAGGCUGCAAAUAGAAUUGAAGCACGCUGUGAUGAUGCGACCAAAGGCGCUCAAUUGCAGACUUCGAACCGCGAUAGACAUCAUCUGCGAACCUGAAAGCACCAAACAACCGCAGAGAAGGCAGACUGCAAGCUUGUAUCUCAAAACACUUGAGGAAUUCCUGCCACUAAUGGACCUUACAAGCCAUAUUGCCAAACGUAUUCUCGUUACGCAAUCACAGGCACAAGCUGGACUCUUGGGCCAGCCUAUACCCGAGGGUCAGGAGCUAUGUGAGAUAUGCAAGAGCUCGAUACCAUUCACCAAUAUCGGGGUAGGGUAUUGUGAGAAAGCGCAUCAGUUUUCGACGAUAGUGCGCUGCGGUUUGACUUUCCAGGCGAUCCAAGCUCCUGGUAUCUCAAAAAUAUGCGGCAUGUGUGGUAUGCAGACUCUUAACGAUUUGACUGGUCUGGCACGCAAUGAGCAUCGUUACAGGGCAGACGAUCCAGCUACAGAAAAUACAAAUGUAGUUGCUACUGCUGCUAUGUCUCGAGCAGCUUUCGAAAGAAGUGGGUCCCCAGGUUCCAGUCUGCCUCCAUUUGAGGAAGUACUUUUCGAUGCAUGCGAUGUGUGCAUUUACUGUGGGGGAAAGUACCUCUCAUAA
This is a messenger RNA of Pseudovirgaria hyperparasitica, 2642 nucleotides long. RefSeq lists its product as uncharacterized. The transcript is spliced from 6 exons. NCBI's taxonomy places the organism in Eukaryota, Fungi, Ascomycota, Dothideomycetes, Acrospermales, Acrospermaceae. Gene Ontology annotation, biological process: transcription initiation at RNA polymerase III promoter. The record is from RefSeq and is a predicted model, not a curated record. Gene Ontology annotation, cellular component: transcription factor TFIIIC complex. Bases 306 to 2642 code for a protein of 778 amino acids. Gene Ontology annotation, molecular function: histone acetyltransferase activity.